Molecule: messenger RNA, 426 nt
Organism: Penicillium alfredii
Lineage: Eukaryota; Fungi; Ascomycota; Eurotiomycetes; Eurotiales; Aspergillaceae
Exons: 1
Coding region: 1-426 (141 amino acids)
Source: RefSeq, a predicted model, not a curated record
AUGCCGAUAAUAUUCCAAAGCAUCAGCCUUCCAAGUCUUCCACUGGAAACCGCCGGUGCCCAGUGCACGCAACAGCCCAGCGAGGAGCCCAAGAAAACCAUCCCAGCCCGCGAGGUCGUACCCGCAACAGAACCGAAACAGGUGCAAGAGCCGACCAUUUCUAACUAUUCUUCCGAGGUCCGGAUGUCCUUUUGCCUCGAAGCACUGCGCAAAGAAGGCCUCCUCUUCGCCAAUGCACUGCCCUCCAGCAUAGAACUCAGCGACGGGGAGCAAGACAAUCGGCGAAUUAAACGCCCUGGACUUGGAAUCUGCAUGCGCCUAUUCCCAAUCGAUGACACGCGUGAUAUCGAAGUCCUUGUCGGCGAGGAUCUGGUCUCCUUUCCCGUCGUCGAGAUCUGCUCUCAAUCAGGUCUCGACUUUGUCUAA